Molecule: messenger RNA, 3791 nt
Organism: Caenorhabditis angaria
Lineage: Eukaryota; Metazoa; Nematoda; Chromadorea; Rhabditida; Rhabditidae
Source: the annotation of a GenBank genome assembly
AUGACAAUUUCAUUUUCGAUUCUCUUCGUAUUUUUGGCUGCAAUUGGUGGUGGAUUGCUUUACUAUAAUAUAUCGGUAUUUUGCUUGAAAAAUAAGAAGAUAAAAGAAUUCGUCAAGAAAAAAUCGUCGAUGAAAUAUGGCCUUGGUAUCGGAGUUGUUCUUGUGUUGAGUGUGUGCGCUGCUGUUGUUCUAUUUUUUGGUGGAUUUACAAAUGGAGGAAGCCAUUAUGUUAAUGAUUGUGGCGGUGAAGUUUCUGGAGUCCAAACUCUUCAAAAAUCCGAGAAUCUUCUUCAAAGUUCUUCAUUAUUUCCAAAAUCACAAAUUGAGAGAAUUGUGAUAGAUUUCAAUCAAACUAUUAUAUCAAAACUUAAUAGUAGUACGAUGAAUAGUUUUGUCAAAGUAAGAAUAAUUCAUUUUGAAACCAGUUCAACUUUUUCUUGUAGAAUGUCACGGAACAUAAAAAUUAUAUGAAAGGAGAUGCGAAGGAAGAGUUUGAUUAUGACUUGGGGAGACUUAUAAGAAAUGGUAAUAAAAGCUGUGGUACUAAAGCGGAAGAAAAUCUACGAAAAAACGAAAAAUUUCUAAAAACAUCAGAUUUCGAAAGAUUUGUCUCAAAUAUUCCAAAUUAUCUCAAAAAAAUGGUCGAGGAUGUUAGUGGAAAAACCAACGCUUUAUUCAGAAAAGUCAGCAUCCAGUCACAAAUUAUUACCAAACACGUUCAACCGAUGAAUGUGAGUUCAAAAAAAUACAUUUUACUAUCAUCUUGCUUCUAAUGCGGUGUGGGAACCUCCGGAAUUUCUCGGUUUUUUUGGCGGACGGUCGAAGUUUCUGAUUUCAUAAGAUAUGAGAUAAAAAGUUCGGCCCUGUGUUCGCUAGAGGCCGAUUUAUUUUUUCAACACGGUAUUUUAUGUUUUUUUUUCUUCUAACUACAUCCGCUCAUGUACAGCAGAUUAAAAAUGACGUGACACAUGCACACCAAACAAGUUGGCGAAUAUUUAUUUUCCAAAUAGACUUCAAAUUUUUGCAAAGCCUUUUCCCCAGACCAUUUUGGUUCUCUUUCAUGGCUCUUAUAUUUUCGGAUUGACAAUAAAUGAAUACAAAUGAAUCUACUGUGAUGAUAAUUUAAUAGAAAUGAAAUUUAAACAAGAAAUUCUGCUGAAAAAGCUAAUUUUCUGAAAGUUUAUCACACAAAUAUAUAUUCUGGAAAUCCAUCGCCCGAAAAAAUCCAAAAAAAUUUACAGCACAUCCUAUCAAAGACUUCAUCAAUAGCAAACAAUUUCGAUCGUGAAGUGAAAAAAGGAAUAUCAUCAGAUUAUAUUGGAAGUCUCGAUUUAUACGUCAACGUAGCCAUGAUAAUUACAAUUAUUUUUAUCAUCAAACUUCUUAUAAUUACUGGAUUGAUUUUCACAUACAAAGGAAAAAGUUGUAUAUUGAAAUACGCAUGCAUGUCUGGAUACGUGAUUUACUUUAUAUUUUUAUGUUCUUCCUUGGGAGCUGUUAUUGGAAAUGGUAUGAUGAUUUCAACAAUUGAAUCAUGCAAAUUCAACAACAAAAAAGGAUUAGCAAGUGUUGUUCACGAAACAGAAAGGUAAAUUUGAUAUUAAAAAUAAAAUACUGUAUUGUAAGUUUGCACAAAAUGACGACUGGCUGAAAAAAUUUAAAUUAUGAAUACCUUAUGGAAUAAAACGCGAUCAUCUUGAAUACUAAUUAACACAUCGGCAAAAUGUCAUUCAAAUUGAAAAUAAUAAAAUCACUUCAAAUUUACGAUAAUGUUUAUAUAUUUUCUCUAACUUGAUCGUAUCAAAUUUCAAUAUUAUCAUUGAUUGUUUCAAAAUUGUCCCCUAAAAAUCUUUUAAUUUUAGAGAUUCAGCUUGUCAAACUGGAAAUGCAAUUUUUAUGAUGACGAACACUCAUAUUGACAUCUCGCCAAUUCUUCAAGUAUUGAAAAAUGAUGUGGAAAAUCAUAAGAGUGAAAUAAUUAAAAUUGUUGAUAAAACAACAACUGAUGUUAUAAAUUCGAUGAAAUCUAUAUUAACUGAUGAAACAAGAAAAAGAAGAGCAUAUUUGGAUAAUAAUUAUGAUACUAAUGGUUGCCAACCAAUAGAGUUUGCCACUGCAAAAAGUAUUGCCGAUUCAGUAGAAGUGACUAUUGAAUUUUUCCAGGAUCUAGUAUCAAACCUUUCAAAAAAUAAGAAACACAUUUUGGCUGAUAUAACUGAGUUUCAAACAACUCUAACAACUUCGGUGACACAAUAUACUAGUUCAAUGAUUCUGGAUAUUCAAAAUAUUCUACAAAAAGUUAACGUAAGUCAUCAACUUCUAUAUUAUUUUCCAAGGUAUCUUUCCGCAUUUCAAGGUCGCUUCAUUUCUUGUUUAUUUUAAUUUUCUUGUGGGAUUUUGAUAGAAACUGAAAGCAAUUUUAAGGGUUCGAAUUUAUGAAAUAAGUGUACUAACAAAUAAUAGAUCCUAAUGUGACCCAAAAAUUGUAAUUCAGCCUAAGCUCAAGGAAAAACUCGAUCAACAGCGCAUUUUUAAACUUUGAUUGCUCUUUUCAACUGUUCUGGAGUAAUGUUAUCAAACUUCCAAUUUGUAACAUGAAAAAAAAAUAAAUUUUAAAAUAAAUUUUUCUGAAAAAUAGACGGUGAGAUUUAUUUAUAAAUUGAUGCAUAUAUGUAAAACUGGACGAGGAAUUCAAAAACAUUAGUCUGGGUACAUGCCGACGCCAUUUUUUGGUCUAAAAAUUAUUCUUAUAUUUAUAAAGAUAUAUCUUAUUUUUUAAUAUACAAAAUUCAAAAUUUGAUAACAGUUCUCUGAUCUAAUUAAAAAGAGAGAAAUUCAAGCUUUAAAAUUAUCUUUCGGUCCAGUUUUUUCGUUGAGGUUAAGCUGAAUUACGCAUUUUCAAAAUUAGAAGAUUUUUUUUACUUUUUGAAAGUUGUUCAGAAUUUCAACCUCAGAAUUCUCAUGAAAGAAAUGUUUACUUACAAAAUCCAUUUUGGAUUUUUCAUAACUUCUCAUAAGACACGUAUUUGAACUUUGCCAUUGCUCGUUCCAAAAUCAAAUCAACACACGAAAAUGUCGCCCUAAAAUUGUCCCUAAACUCGUCAACAAACAAAAAUGAGUUUCCGAAAAUUUUCGCUCUGUAAUUUCAGGUUCUGAAAGUGUUAUGAAUAUCGCACCAUUUGCAACCUUAAAGGUGGAGUCCGAGCAAAAAUAAGUUGUGUGAAAGAGCAUGUUCUAAUUAGCACAAUCCUAGAAGGAUUUUCUCUGGAAGUUUCUCAAACAUUAAUUAAAAAUUUACAAAAUUCGAAAAAAUAGUGAAACACCGUGUAAAAUAGCUUGAAAGUUCAUAAGUGCUGUAGCUUUUGUAUGUUUGAGAAGCUGUCCAAUAUGUGUUUGUUUGCUUAUAGCGUUAUAUUGGUGUUGAAACAAACAUUUUGAAAACAUACAAUCAUAUUUUUUUACAGAAACUUAUCGACGAUGCAAAUUUCAAAUGUAGACCAUUCUUGGAUUCUUUUGAAAAUUGUCAUGUUGAUAUGUGCGGAAGAUUGACAGAUUUCAAUAAAUUUAAGGCAAGAAAAUUGUAUUGUGUUAUUGCGAUUUUCGGUUUGAUCGGUGUUUGUGGUGCUUAUGUUGGAUUUUGGGCACAGUCUCUUUUGUUGAAAAAUCAAAAAGAUGAGAAUGAAAUUCCAGUGAAAAAUAAUGAUGUAGAAGCAAAUUCAAAUACAAAAUCGAAAUCGAAAUCAACCAACAAAACAGGAGAUAUCAAAUCAAAAACUGUAUCGAAGAAAUGA